AUGAAGCCCGAUUACCGCCAUCCAACCGGAAAUCGACCAGAAAGCCAGGCAAAGCUGACCAAUCUAUUCUGGUUAAAAAAACCACCUGCCAAGUCAACCGGAAAAUUAUCCGGUAAGCCGGCUGGAAGGGUGGAACCGGAGUCAAGUGGUGAGGAUGAGAAUGGGGAUGAAGAAGGUGAUGCUGAAGUCCAAUCACCGCCCCUAGAGCAUCAAUCUAUUGGAAAGCGAAGCAGAGCAGUCAGAUUUCAUGCGGAGGAAAAUUCCAGCCCAUUGGUCAAGAAAUCUAAAUCAAAUGUCAUUGGGCGCAACAUACCACUGGAGGACAAUGCUGGCACUCCUUCAGCAGGAUCAUCCAGCAAUCAUUCUACAGCCCCACUGCCUCCCAAAACUGCAUUGAGAAGUAGCUUUGUUGGUCCUGCAUCAGCCGGUCGAAUGAAGAAGUCCGGUCAGAAGAUACCUGCACCUAAACCAACGGCUCCUUCCACAACACAGAGCACUGGUAAGAAAACUAAAACACAUGGAACUCCCAUUGAUAAGCCCGAGCCAAAGCACUCCACUAGAGCUGCCAAGCUGUCUUAUAAAGUUAAUUACAUGCAAAGAGCAUAA
Suillus bovinus is the source of this 606-nucleotide messenger RNA. RefSeq lists its product as uncharacterized. Lineage: Eukaryota; Fungi; Basidiomycota; Agaricomycetes; Boletales; Suillaceae. The transcript has a single exon. Bases 1 to 606 code for a protein of 201 amino acids. The record is from RefSeq and is a predicted model, not a curated record.